Messenger RNA from Silurus meridionalis, 8875 nucleotides. It is a transcript of the gene igf2r, whose product is annotated as insulin-like growth factor 2 receptor. Gene Ontology annotation, biological process: lysosomal transport. The record is from RefSeq and is a predicted model, not a curated record. Gene Ontology annotation, molecular function: signaling receptor activity; insulin-like growth factor binding; D-mannose binding. NCBI's taxonomy places the organism in Eukaryota, Metazoa, Chordata, Actinopteri, Siluriformes, Siluridae. Gene Ontology annotation, cellular component: late endosome; plasma membrane; trans-Golgi network.
UCCUCGCGGUUAGCAUAGGCAGUUCCUGCUAGUCACACACACACACACACACACACACACACACAUCGCUGUAUAAUGUCGGAGAGCGCGUACUGAAGUGUGUGUGUUUGGGGACACAGGGCAGGAUGAGUGCUGCGGCUGAAAGAGUCCGGCUGGUGCUGCUGGUCUACAGCCUGCUCUGGGCUUCACUCCACACCCUCUGCUCCGGGGAAAGCAGCAGCAGUUCCAGCUCCUCCUCAUGGUUCCAGGAUCUGUGCAGUUAUAAAUGGGAGGCUAUAGACAAGGACAGCAGUGUAAAAUACACCCUGAGGCUGUGUUCUUCAUCUCCGGAGACGGCCUGUGGCUCAGACGCCGCCGUCUGCGCCCAGAAUCUCAACAACAGCCAAACCCAGUCAGUGGGUGAUCUCUCCGUGCAGACGGCCUCAGGGUUCAUACUCACCUUCAACAGCACUGAGAGCUGCAAAGGACAGAGCAGCAAAGUGCAAAGCAGCAUCAGUUUCCAGUGCGGUAAAACAAUGGGGACGCCGGAGUUUGUUAUCGUGUCUGAGUGCGUUCAUCGCUUCGAAUGGAGAACUUACGCAGCCUGCAAAAAAGACAAGUUCAAACCCGUUAAGGAGGUUCCCUGCUACGCCUUCGAUUCAGAUGGAAACAAACACGACCUCAACCCCCUCAUCAAGGUCACCGACGGCUACCUGGUGGACGACUCGGAUGAUAGCGUUGACUUUUACAUUAACGUGUGCAGAAGUCUGGACCGAGAAAAUAGUCUUUGUCCUAAAGGCUCUGCUGCCUGUUGGACUAAAGAAGGCAAAUCAAUCAGCAUGGGGAAACCGGACAAGCCUCUGGAGCUCAUCUCUAAUGACCGGUUGAGUCUGCGCUACGAGUCUGAAAACAAGACGUGUAACGGGCACAAGCCUGCAGUCACCAUCACCUUUAUCUGUCCAUCUACAAGACAGCAGGGAAGCGACCCCAAGCUGACCGCCGAGAAGAACUGCCGCUACGAGGUGGAAUGGGUGACCGAGUACGCCUGCCACAGAGACUACCUGGAGAGUGAUGACUGCAAACUGACCAACCAGCAGCACGACAUCUCCAUCGAUCUCACGCCCCUCACACUCGCCUUUGGAGACGCUCCUUAUGUCGCUGAGGCUAAGAAUGGAAAGGACACCUACACGUUCUAUCUUAACGUGUGUGGGGAAACCAGAGCCGGCGAUUGCGAUGACGGGAAGAGUGAUGUGUCGUCUUGCCAGGUAAAGGAAGGAGUUGUCAAAAUCGCCGGGAGAUACAAGAAUCAAACUCUCAGGUACUCUGAUGGAGAUCUGACCCUCAUCUAUCCAGGAGGAACCAGUUGCAGCUCAGGCUUCCAGAGAAUGACCAUCAUUAACUUUGAGUGCAACACAACUGCAGGGAACGGCUCUCCCGUGUUCACAGGGGAGGUUGACUGCACAUAUUACUUUAACUGGCAGACGUCAUACGCGUGUGUAAAGAAAACCAAAGACCUGCUGUGCAGAGUCACAGAUGGCAAAAUGCACUAUGACCUCUCCCGUCUCACUCGCUACACAGCAUCUGAAACACAACAGAACUGGGUGGCAGUGGAUGCCAACUCUCCCGAGAAGGACAAAAAAAUGUUCUACGUGAACGUGUGUAAUAAAAUCAUUAAGCAGAAGGAGACGUUCUCGUGUCCUGAAAAUGCAGCACUAUGCGCUGUGGGGAAAGAAAACUCUAUUAGCCUGGGUCAGUUCCUCUCAUCACCACAGAAAGACCAGACCGGGACGGACCUGAGGCUCAUAUACACUGACGGCGAUGUGUGCAGAAAAAACAUGAAGAUUAAAAGUAUCAUUACUUUAAAGUGUAAACCCGGAGACAUGGACAGCCCCCCCAUCAUGAGGAGCGUGUCGAGCGACGGCUGCAUUUAUGAGUUCGAGUGGCAGACCGCCGCCGCCUGCGUGCUCACCAGAACAAAGGGCGACGACUGCAAAGUGGAAAACUCCACCGCAGGAAUUUCCUUUGACCUGACCCCGCUGAGGAAGGCUGAUGGAGGAUACUACAACAUCUCCAAGGACAAAUACGACUACUUUAUUAACGUCUGUGGGAACGUUAAGUUUGCAGACUGCCCUGCGAAAUCAGGAGCCUGUCAGGUGGAUAAGAGUACUAAAUCUAAUUCCUGGAACCUGGGUGAGUUUAACCUCAGUCUGUCAUAUUACGAUGGAAUGAUCGAGCUGGACUAUGUAAACGGAUCUCGGUACAACAAUGAGGAACACACACAGCGCUCCACACACAUCUCUUUCCUGUGUGACCGAGAGGCCGGGCCAGGCAAACCUGAGUUUCAGGAUGAGGAUGAAUAUACCUACAACUUCCGGUGGUACACCUCAUACGCUUGUCCAGAGAGGCCACAGGAGUGUGUGGUUACUGACCCCAAUACAUUUCAGCAGUUUGACUUGUCAAGCUUGUCAAAGUCGGUCGGAUCUGCAAACUGGGAGGCCAUGGACAUGGGAAAACGGAGAAUGUACUACAUCAACGUUUGCCAGCCGCUCAGACCAGUGCCGGGCUGCGACCGACUUGCCUCAGUGUGCCAGAUCAAAUACGAGAGUGAUCAGGAAAUAGAUUCUGAAAAAGUUACCAUCAGUAACCUGGGCAUGGCUACAAAGGGCCCUGUGAUCAUAGAGGACAAUCAGCUGCUGCUGGAGUACACAAACGGCUCGGCGUGUGAGGUGGACGGAAAGAUGACCGCCUAUAUCACACGCAUUCACUUUGUCUGCUCUGAAGGACCUGCGACAUCCGGUCCACGGUUCUUAUCGGACCAGGACUGCGUAGUAAACUUCAUGUGGGACACAGAUGCAGCCUGCGCCAUUUCGACUGCCGUAGACACCAAUCAGACUUGUUCUUUAAAGCAUCCCAAUACCGGCUUCGAGUUCAACCUGCUUCCUCUGGCCUCCGAAAACGGAUACAAGACGACUGCGAAUGGAAAAGAGUUCAUUGUGAACAUCUGCUCAGAAGCCCGGCAGUGCAAAGCAGACAAGAAGGAUGUUGCGGGCUGUGUGGUGGAGGACGGCAAGCCUCACAGUUUUGUUGGAGUGAAGAGAACUCUGCAGUUAUCUACUGAUGGCCUGCUUACUCUAACUUACAAAGGAGAGCUGGAUAAACAGCUGGGUACCGAAGCCACGUUCACAAUCAAUUUCGUGUGCAAUCAGAGCUCUACUACCGGCUCCCUGAAGCUCAUUCGUGAGGGGAUUAGCACGUCCUCACACGUGCAGCAUGACGUCCUGUUUGAGUUCUCUACAGCUCUGGCUUGCGAGCCUGCCCCGGUAGAUUGUCGUGUCACAGACUCUCAGGGAAAUGAGUACGACCUGAGGGACCUCAAUAAAGUCUACGUUCCUUUAGACACAUCAGACCAGGCAAAAUCUCAGAAGUUCUUCAUCAGUGUGUGUAAACCUCUACCAUAUGUCAAGAACUGCCCAGCUGGGGUAAUUGGAGCGUGCGGUCAGUUCAGUGGACAAGGUGUGAAUCUGGGCUUUGUGCAGUCCACCCCGCAGGCCGGCUCAGACGGCUCCAUCAGCAUCGUCUAUCAGAAUGGGGAUAAGUGCGGUUCAGGAGGACGUUACUCAGCACGCGUGAUCUUCCAGUGUGAUGACAACCCUGGCUCACCGAUGUUUGAUCGUAAGGACGGCUGUGAAUACGUAUUCAUCUGGAGGACCUCCGAAGCCUGCCCGAUUAAAAUAGCACAAGGUUCCAACUGUAAGGUGAAGGACCCCAGGAGUGGGUAUGAAUUUGACCUGACUCCGCUGUCUGGGACGGAUUAUGAGGUGAAGAGCUUAACGUAUGAAUAUCAUUUUGCUGUAUGUGGCCCUAUUAAGACGUCAGUGUGUCCACACGGAACUGAUAACACGGUUUCAUCCUGCCAAGUAGAGGGUACCGCUCAUAAGAUUUCUGGCUUGUCUAAUCAGAACUUGACGUUUGAUGAUGGGGUUAUCAUGAUCAACUACACACACGGGGACACCUGCCAUAAAAUUUACGAGCGAUCGACAGCUAUUAUGUUUUCCUGUGACCACAGCAAGAACCCGGGCAAGCCAGCAUUUAUCAGAGAGACUGCAGACUGUACCUACUUGUUUGAAUGGCACACAACUUUGGCCUGUCCUCCUUUUAAGACCAUCAGCUGCUCCUACAAUGACGGCAGUGGACACUCGUAUGAUCUGUCCUCAUUGGCGCGGCACAGCAGUAACUGGGUGAUUUUGCCGCAGACUGGAAAUAAAGACCAGCGCUACUACAUCAACGUGUGCAAGUCUCUCGUUCCUCAGAGCGGUUUAUGGGGCUGCCCGAGCAGCGCAGCAGCUUGUCAGAAGACCAAUGAUAAGUAUGUGAGUCUGGGAGAAGCUCAGUCCGAGCCACAGUGGGAGGAAAACGCGCUGGUGCUCAAGUACACUGACGGAACAACCUGCCCAGCCGGGGACCGCAAACGGUCCACCAUCAUCCGCUUUAAAUGUGAUCGCAACAAAGUGGACUCGAAGCCCACUCUGAUCACGGCACUGGAGGACUGCGUGUACACCUUUGUGUGGUUCACCACAGCAGCGUGUCCUCUUAACAGCACUGAGCACGGAGACUGCAAGGUCACUAAUCCCCUCACAGGGCAUUUGUUUGACUUAAACUCCCUCACCCAGGAUGGUGGAUAUACGGUGUACCACAGCGUCGAUGUAAGGAAGAUGUAUCGCCUCAAUGUCUGUGGCCCCAUAAAGAACACAGGCUGCGCUUCCGAAGCAGGAAUGUGCAUCAAAGACGCUAACUCAGCAGUGAAUGGAGGAAUGCCUAGCAAGAAGCUGGUCUAUAAGGACCAGGUGGUGGAGCUGACCUACGAGGGCGGAGACGUCUGUGCAGCCAAUCCGUCACUCAAACACAAGAGCAUCAUCAGCUUCAUCUGCAAGUCUGAGGGAAGCGGCACCAGCAAGCCCGUGCUGGUCGACUCGGACAUGAACACCUGCACUCACUUUUUCUCAUGGCACACACCGCUGGUCUGUGAGGAACAGGUGAGAUGCUCCGUUUGGAACAAAACCAACCUGAUAGACCUGAGUCCUCUGAUUCACCUCAGCGGGUAUUACACCGCCACCGACGAGGACACUGAAGAGACUGCUGAUAAAAACAAGGAGGACACAUCUCGUGUCUUCUACAUUAACAUCUGCCAGCCUCUCAACCCCAUUCCAGGGGUCAAGUGUCCUCCUGGAGCGGCGGUGUGCAUGGACCCUCCUCAAGGAGACCCCAUUGACAUUGGACGUGCCACCUCCUCUCCUACGUAUAACAAAGAUCAGGUGGAGAUUGACUUUACCAGUAAGACGCCAUGCGCAGCCGAUCCCUCGGUUAACUACACCUCCAGAAUCAUCUUCACCUGCCAGAAAGACACAGACCUGGGAUCCCCGGAGAUGAUUCAUCAGCUGGACUGCACGUACGUGUUCGAGUGGCUGACGCCUCUGGUGUGUCCUGAGACGGUCAGCGUGCAGGGCUGCAAGCUCAUCUCCCAGCUGCAGUACACCUUCGACCUCUCGCGUCUGUCAGGAGACGUUCAGGUUCCUGCUUCCUCUGGAACAUAUAAGAUGAAUGUUUGUGGGUCCGUGACGGACAAGGCGUGUUCUAGAAGCGCGGUGUGUUUGGUCUCUGGAACUUCUGACUCUUCAUUCGGGCACAGUCAGGCCAUGAGUCUGAACUACAGUCGAGAGGAGCAGGCGGUCAUCAUGCAUUAUGGAGGUGGAGACCCCUGUCCUUCAGUGACUACAAACGGAUCCGUCUGCGUUUUCCCCUUCAUCUUUUUGCACAAAUCCUAUUCUGAGUGCACAGAAGAGGGCAGGACUGAUGGCAGGAAGUGGUGCUCUACCACAGCAAAUUAUGACAUAGACAGACAGUGGGGUUUCUGUUCUAGCGUGGCGGCCAAGAGGCAGUCGACCAUCUUGUUCACGUGCGAUCGCUCGGCAGGCCGCGGUAAACCGCAGCUUCUUAGCGAGACUCAGGCUUGUUCCAGCACCUUCACGUGGCGCACGAAUGUAGUCUGUCCUCCGAAAAAGAUGGAGUGCAAACUGGUGAGCCACCACCAAACCUACGACCUGCGCCCUCUGUCUUCUCUCACGGCCCCGUGGAAGUUCACCGGCACCGAUAAGAGCGACUCAUUCUACCUGAACCUGUGCCAGGAAAUCCACGGAGGUCUGACCGAUUGUCCGGACGGAGCCUCUGUGUGUCGCAGGCGUUCCGGUGGAAAGACGGAGACCCUGGGACGAGUUUUUACUCAGAACAUGGGCAUUACUGAUGGAAAGAUCCAGGUUAAUUACACAAUGGGGGAUGCCGUGUGUGGGAAUUCAAAACAGGCCAAAACCAUCGUGCAGCUGACGUGCGGAGACACCGUGGGCCAUCCCAAACUCCUGAAGGAGGAUACAGCAUCCUGUGAGUUCUGGGUGGAAUGGGAGACUCGAGCUGCCUGUGCAGUGAAGCAGCAAGGAGAGCAGGUGGAAAUGGUGAACGGCAUCAUCAAGGUUCCCCAGACUGGUUCCAUGUUCAGCCUGGGAGAUCUUUACUACAGCCGCCACAAUGCCACCGGAGACAUCAGACCCAAUGGUGACAGUUACAUCUAUCACAUCCAGCUGUCAGGCAUCACAGACAGCUCUUUAUCCCAGUGUCUGGGUGCAAACAUCUGCCAGGUGAAGAAUGGUGCCACCUACUGCAGGAAAAUCGGCUCCUCCAACAAGGCCAAGUACUACAUCAAAGGGGACAGUCUAGAUGUCCUGGUGCCUUCAGAGUCCGUGUGCGGCCGGGACAAGUCAAAGACCAUGUCGUCGAACAUUUUGUUCCACUGCAAGCCUGAGGCUGGAAUGGGAAUCCCCGAGUUCCUUUUGGAGACAGACGGGUGUCAGUACCUGUUCGUCUGGCACACAGACAAAGUCUGCAAACUCUUCACCAUGAAUCAGCAGGUUAAUGACAACGAUGAUGCUGGAUUAUCAGGGCGGAGUCAGGCUCUGGGGGUGGUGCUGACCCUACUGCUGCUGGUGCUUACCAUCUGCUUGCUUGUUCUGCUGCUUUACAAGCGAGAGAGGAGGGGGCUUUUUAUACAGAAACUCACCAGCUGCUGCAAACGGAGAAAUCAAGUUUCUUAUAAAUACUCCAAGGUGAACACAGACGAGGACGGCUGCGAGGACGAGAUGGAGUGGCUGAUGGAGGAGGUGGAGACUCCGGCGCAGACGCCUUACGAGAACGGCCACAUCACCACCAAGCCGGUGAGUGCUGAUGCCCUGCGCUCCUUCUCCCUAGACGAUCAGGACAGCGAGGAAGAAGUUCUGACCACCCCUAGAGUUCGGGUUCAACCGGGACGAGACUCCGCCCCUUAUUCCUCCUCCCGUUUCCUGAAGAAGAACGAGAGCGACGAGGAUCUGGUGGGGCUGCUGGACGACACGGCAAGAAAGAAGGCUUCCAAACCGAGCUUCAGGCCUUCGAGGAAAGCACAGGGAGACCCAGACGACAGCGACGAGGACCUUCUGAAAGUCUGAGGAGCACUUUCAUGAACUUCUAAAACCCGCUCUGCUCAUUUUGUGUUUUUUUUUUUUUUUUUUUUUUUAGUUGUAGCUGUUUUGUGGUUUUCUAAAGGGAAAUCUAUUUAUUUCUUUUCACUGCUUAUGAACGGACAGUUGUGACAGCCUUGGCGAUGGAAAUAUUUCAUUGUUUAGAUUUUCCUUUUUUUUUUUCUUCCCCCGCCCAGUUCAGAUCCAGACGUUAUUGUAAACACUUAGGCAAAAAAAAAAAAAAAAAAAAGGGAGAUGGUGUGUGAUCUGAUAUUUAAUGAAAUGGGUUGAUUUUAUUUCAGCUGUGUUUUUCAUCUGUUUCCGCUUGUUUCCAUGGCAACCAGUAGCCAGUCGUGAAUACGGGAAAAUCUUGCGUUAAAGGUUUGCGGUAUUUUUGCACAUGGAGCCAUGAGGAAUCGCAUUAACGUUUGCUCGGAUUUCUUUUUUUUUUUCUUUUUUUUUCUUUUAGCUGCUUAAAUUACGCUUUCUUUAUACAUAGAAAAAAAACAACAAAAAACAGCAUUUUGAGUAAAAAAGGACAUCCUGUGCAUUGCUUUCCCUUUUCGCUCUCAAAGCAUGACGUAUAAGCCCUCGACGGAACACGUGCAGUAUUUUAACGCUCUUCCCUCCACGAUUUCACAAAAUCAAAAUUCAAAAAUGGUCUCAGUCUUUCAUUCAGGAAUUAUUGUGUGUCAUUUUAUUCAUUCUUUGCACAGUUGCGUUCCAUUCGCAACUUACAAUGCACUCUUUUUUUUAUUUUCUUUCUUUCUGAAGGUAAAAGAAAAUUAAAAAGUUGAUGACUGCUGUUUGAUUUCUUUUGGCCUUAGACUCAAGACUGUGACUUAUGUGAUGUGUUUUGAUUUUUUUUUUUUUUUUUUUUUUUGAAAAAUGGUACGAUUUGAUCAUAAUGAGACGCAGGUGUCUGAAUGCUACACAUCGUGUCUGCUAUGAAGGUUGUUUAAAGGUUGUCACUCACCGUACACACAAUCUCAGUGUGUUUUUUGUGUUUGUUUUUUUUUUUCUUUUUAUAAUCUCAUAUACAGAGCCUCCCGCCCUGUUUUUGCCAAAAUUUCUUUACACUUGUUUGCUUGUCUUUUUUUUUGUUUGUUUUUUUUGUUUGAUUAUUUAAAUAUGUUCAAACUGAGACAUAACAUUAUUUCAAUAAAAAAAAAAAAAAAAAAAAAGAACGGCUGUUAAAAUAUUUACUCUGGUCACUAAGCGAUGUUUUCACACCAGGGGGUCAUCCGGGUUCAGAUAUUUACAUGUUCUGAAACGUUCUACACUCCAAAGGUUGAAGGAAAUUGUUUGCAUUGCUUAAAAAAGACAAAUAAAUGUGUCUGGUUGUUUUUACUUUA